Messenger RNA from Ipomoea nil (Japanese morning glory), 1255 nucleotides. RefSeq names its product B3 domain-containing protein REM17-like. The transcript is spliced from 7 exons. NCBI's taxonomy places the organism in Eukaryota, Viridiplantae, Streptophyta, Magnoliopsida, Solanales, Convolvulaceae. Bases 80 to 1117 code for a protein of 345 amino acids. The record is from RefSeq and is a predicted model, not a curated record. Gene Ontology annotation, molecular function: DNA binding.
GUCACCACCAUACCCAUUUUUGCGACACGGAGCUAUCCAAGUUAAAAACACUUUCUUCCAAGUCUUUUGCAGCGCAGCCAUGAAAACCAUUCCUCCCCAAAACCCUCACUUCUUCAAGCCCAUUUUUAAAGGUUUCAAGAAUGGCGUGAACAUACCCACAGCUUUCUUGGCCAAGUACUUGAAAGGGCAGGACCCAAAGUUUGCGAUACUGAGAAGGGGGGAUCGGAGAUGGCGGGUGAAGAUCCGCGGCGGCCGGAUGCUCGCCGACGGCUGGGAAAAGUUUGCGGCGGAGAAUGGUUUUGUUGUAGGUGACUUUGUGGUGUUUAGACAGGAAAGAGAUACGGUGUUUGAUGUUUCGGUUUUCGAGCCCAGUCUAUGUGAAAGAGAUUUCCCACUUCCUGUCCCUCAGCCUUCCAACAACUUUUGCUCUGCUGUUGAACCAAUAGCACGAGAUACUACUUCAACCUCACCCGCUGAUCAUCCUUACUUUGUUUCCACUAUAAAACCGUACUGCCUCAAAGCUCAACAACUGUAUCUUCCCAUGGAGUUUGCGAGGUCCAAUGGCCUAGUGGCAAAAGAAAAGCGCGAGAUGAUUUUAAGAGACGAUAAAGAAAGAUCGUGGUCAGUGGUUCUGAGGAGAGAUGGCUAUCAUUUCGGUAUUCUAAAAGGUUGGCAAGCAUUUCGAGUGGCUAAUGGUUUGAAAGAAGGAGAUGCAUACAAGUUUGAGCUGAUUAAGACUGGGAAAACGCCUAUUGCCAAAUUGCAUUUACUGGGCACUACUUCAUCUUCGUCUGCUGAGAAUCCUCAUUUUGUUGCCACUAUACAACCGUACUGCCUCAGAAGGUCCAAUCUGUAUCUUCCGCUGGAGUUUGCAAGGUCGAAUGGCCUAGUGGGAGAAGAAAAACGCGAGAUGAUUUUAAGAGACGAUAAGGAGAGAUCGUGGACAGUAGUUCUGGGGAGAACGGGGCAUCACGUUGCUCUUAUGGGAGGUUGGCGAGCAUUUCAGAUGGCUAAAGGUCUGAAAGAAGGAGAUGCAUACAAGUUUGAGCUGAUUAAGAGUGGGAAGAAACCCAUCGCCAAAUUCCACUCAGGUCACUUUUCUGGAGAAGAAGAUUGAAGGAAGCUGCUGCAGGCAUGCUUUUUUGUGAAUGAAUCCAUUGUACUAAAAGAUGUUGUUUUCCUUGUGCUUUUUUGCUAUGUAAUCUUAGACUCUGUAGUGUACAAAGUUGAUGUGAUCUAAAUGAAUGGAUAUGAU